Messenger RNA from Colletotrichum fioriniae, 795 nucleotides. RefSeq lists its product as uncharacterized. The record is from RefSeq and is a predicted model, not a curated record. NCBI's taxonomy places the organism in Eukaryota, Fungi, Ascomycota, Sordariomycetes, Glomerellales, Glomerellaceae.
AUGCCUCAAACACCAAAGACACCCUCACGGCGAGACUCAUGGCCACCAACCUUGGUGCGCCUCGCCCCUACAAUUCCCAAGGACUACCCAUCCCUCGACGAUAUCGACGAGGACCCCUUGACCUACUUCCUCACACCCGCGCCUGAUCUGGAGGAGGACGAUGAGGACGAUAUGGCCAUGAUGGAUUUUGAUGCCGGCAUCGAAGAUGACAGCGAGCGCGAGAUCGUCCGCAGCGUGAGCCCCUCAAGCCUGGACGGCCUGGACAAGUCGAAGGGUCGCAGCAAGUCACCGCCCGUACCCGACCUCUCGGACCUCGCCAUGCCGGACACGGACGACGAGGAAGAGGACUACAUCCGCUUCGCGCCGCAUGGGUUCAUGAUUCCCUUUAGCCUGCGCGACUUCGCCAUCGACGGUCUCAAAUCCAUGGCCAAGUCAAAGUCCCGCCCUUCUAAGCCAUCGAACAACAAUGUGAUUCUCUCGCCAUCGUCGUUCCCGCCUACCCGGGGCCGAGCACCCGUGCGACCGGCCGGCGGGCGGGGCCGGCAGAGGACGACGUCGUACCGGCACCACCGGCCGCAGCACGUCUGGCGCGAGCCGAGCCCGGAUGUCUGGUCUAUUGAAGAGGAGACGGAGGAGGAGCUCCUGAGCGAGAUGGGAAGCAGCGUUGGCGCUGUGAGCGACAUGGAGGGCGAUGAGACGGAGGAGAACGCGACGAUGUGUCCGGACAAGAGCGGAGACGUACAGGCUGCGAAGCCGAAGAAGAAGGUCCGAUUCCUGUUGCCCUCUUUGGAGUGA